AUGGAGAAAUACACCAUUCCUAUUGAAAAGGCUGUCGAACUGACGCCAGUGUCUUCGGAACCAGAUAACUUCACUAACGUUCAACCGCUGUGGAGCUUCGCGGGCGGCUAUGGAGUCUACGGCGGAUCAACUGUUGCCCAUUGUCUUGUGGCCGCUCAAAAGACCAUCCCAAGCGACUAUGUCGCCCACUCUCUCCACUGCAGCUUCGUCAGUCCCGGUAAUCCAAAGCGACCGAUUGAAUAUCGUGUUGAACGUACGCGCGAUGGAAAAAGUUUCAUCACGAGGACUGUCCACGCCACCCAGAAAGCCGGGGUGAUCUCCGAGGCAAUCGUUAACUUUAUGCGGGCGGGAACAUACAGUAAUAACAGUGAUAUUAACAACGAAGGAACACUAAAACAUGGGAGAACAAUGCCCAAGGGCUUGGCACUACCCGAUCAAGAAGAGAUGAAUGGGAAGGGGAUCCGAUACUGGGUACGGGCCAAGGACACCAUCCAGCAAAGCAGUCCUCACACCCAGCUCGCGGCGCUGGCAUACAUGUCAGACGCAUAUUUUAUUGGUGCCGCAGUUCAAGUACAUGACCUAUCGGGUCAAACAUUCGGGACUAAAAUGGCUAUGGCAGCUAGUCUGAAUCAUGCAAUUUACUUCCACCACCCCGAAGCGGUGCGGGCGGAUGAGUGGAUGUGUUCCGAAAGAGAGAGCCCGUGGGCUGGCAACGAUCGUGCGCUGGUUAUUCAGAGGAUUUGGUCUUCUAACGGGAUUUUGGUGGCCACAUGUGUCCAAGAGGGACUCUUGCGUGUCCAAGUGCCCUCCGAGAAGGUGAAACUGUGA
This is a messenger RNA of Penicillium crustosum, 828 nucleotides long. Its product is annotated as acyl-CoA thioesterase. Gene Ontology annotation, biological process: fatty acid catabolic process; acyl-CoA metabolic process. Lineage: Eukaryota; Fungi; Ascomycota; Eurotiomycetes; Eurotiales; Aspergillaceae. The record is from RefSeq and is a predicted model, not a curated record. The coding region runs from base 1 to 828 and encodes 275 amino acids. Gene Ontology annotation, molecular function: fatty acyl-CoA hydrolase activity. The transcript has 4 exons. Gene Ontology annotation, cellular component: peroxisomal matrix.